AUGAAGUUCCUGUAUCCAGCAUCGAAUAGCGUUUCUGGCCUUUCCCACUCACAACUUGCCCUCAAAAUAGCACGACACUCCCCCUGCACGAGCUGCUCCUCUUGCUAUGGCCUCCGUCCUCCUCCAGGUACCGAAGUUCUGCCGGACGAUCAGCAAGCAGUUCAAACAACAUUGGUUGAUCAGUACGGCUCGGACGAUGAAGACGACAUGCAGCUACCUUACCUGGAAUACUGCGGUUGCGGUCACUUCUCGUCAGUCCAUGGUGCAAACGAGCUUGAACUCGGUUCUGAGGAGUUUGCACGGAGAGGCCGAGUUGCUAUUCGAUUAGAUGAACUCCUUCAGGAUGUAGGCAAGCUGACCGACUUCGACUACGUCGAUACGGAUAUAACUUCGCUGCGGAAACAAAUGCAACUGCCGGUCUCACUACUCAGCCCAACGAUGGCUACCUUCAGUAUUUCUCAGAGUAUGUCUUGCAUUCAAUUCUUUGUUGACUCACUCACCGACGGAACACUAGAAAAAUCAUCUAGCAAUCCUAGUUCACCGGCCUCUUCGGUGCUGAGUGAAGUACCCCCAUUUAAGAAGCGGAGGAUAUCUAUCUCGUCUCUGAGCGACGAUGAUGACGAUGAUGACGAUGAAGAAGAGGAACGGCCGUUGGCUGCUCGCGUGAAGCCAUCCCAUAGAAGUGGCAAGAAGGGGCCAGGUUAUAAAUCAAAGCCCCAUCCAGCCUCCAAGAAGCACGCCAAGUCUAAUGGCUCUGCAAAGACCAACGGUCACUCAGCAGCCACAGUUAAAGUUGAAGAACCGAUGGAUGAAGCUCAGUUAAAUCGUUUAGUAACUGGAGUUCCAGUUGAUACCGGUCAACCAUCAGCUGGUGGCCUUUCCUCGAAACCCGAGAAGCUCGUCAAUGUAGAACUUCGGAAGGGUGUAAUCCAGGUUACUGCCGUGAAGAAUGACAAACAACCAAGGUCAAUGGUAAUAUUGACCGGUCUGAAGACACUUUUCCAAAAGCAGCUCCCCAAGAUGCCUCGAGAAUAUAUAGCUCGGCUCGUCUAUGAUUCAAAUUCAAAAGCGCUUGCUAUCGUCAAACGUGGCUACAAGGUCGUUGGUGGCAUCUGCUUCCGUCCAUUCCCGCAUCGCGGGUUCGCCGAAAUUGUGUUCUUCGCAACCGCUUCUGUGGAUCAAGUGAAGGGUUAUGGUGGUAUGCUGAUGGAUCAUUUCAAAGCUCACAUCAAGCAAACGUAUCCGGGCAUGAUGCAUUUUCUGACAUACGCCGACAAUUAUGCCGUCGGGUACUUUGAGAAGCAAGGUUUCUCAAAGGACAUUACUCUUGAUAGAUCGGUUUGGGCCGGGUACAUCAAGGACUACGAAGGCGGAACGAUCAUGCAGUGUACCAUGUUGCCGAAGGUUGACUACCUGAACAAAGUCGAAUUAAUCACGCAGCAAACGGAAGCCAUCAUGUCGAAGAUCCGUGAAGUGUCGAAAUCGCACAUCGUGUAUCCAGGCCUUCCUCAGUUUCAAAAUGGCAAUCCUGGAGGCAUAGUCGUCAACCCAAUGGAUGUUCCGGGACUCAGAGAGAGUGGGUGGAAUCCUAUGAUGGCCACUUCUGUAAGAGGAAUUCCGAAAAGUAUGGAACACAGUCAAAUGGAACGGCUGCUUAGAGACUUAAAAGGGCACUCAAACGCCUGGCCGUUUAUGCAACCUGUUAAUGAGGAAGAGGUGCCGGAUUAUUAUGAAGUCAUUAAGCAACCUAUGGACUUUCGGACGAUGGAGCACAAACUUGACACUAAUCAAUAUCAGUCGCUGGCUCAAUUUGUGGACGAUGCAAUGCUCAUAUUCAAAAAUUGCCAGCAAUACAACCCAGAAGAGACCGUGUACCAUAAGAGCGCCGUUAGAUUGGAGAAGUAUCUGAAGGAGUUGUUAACGAGCAAGAUGAAAAGGGAGGACUAA
Molecule: messenger RNA, 1947 nt
Organism: Pleurotus ostreatus (oyster mushroom)
Lineage: Eukaryota; Fungi; Basidiomycota; Agaricomycetes; Agaricales; Pleurotaceae
Gene: GCN5
Product: histone acetyltransferase
Exons: 8
Coding region: 1-1947 (648 amino acids)
Biological process (GO): chromatin remodeling; positive regulation of transcription by RNA polymerase II
Cellular component (GO): histone acetyltransferase complex
Molecular function (GO): histone H3 acetyltransferase activity; protein binding
Source: RefSeq, a predicted model, not a curated record